CACUGUUGUAAAUAUAUUCAUAUUCAUGCUACACACGUUUUUUCCCUCCUAACUGUGCCCAAUUUGUAAAAAAAUUAGGUGCUGUCCGUAUAGUGCGUAAGUACCAAAUUAAUACAAACAAAUACGAGACGAACAUUCAAACAAGACUUGACAUUGUAUACACAGAACGUCAAUCACAACAAACGUGUCAGAACCUGUUGGCGGUCAGGACCGCUGUGGCUGUAGUGACAUAACCUCGCUUGGUCGGUUGUUCAAUCCCUCGCCAUGGAUUUCAAGACGAGGUGUCCACUUUGCUACAAGUUCUUCUGCUGUGUGGCUCACCGAUCUGAUCAUGAACUCAAGAAUCACCCUGUUACGUUUACAAAAGAAACUGGACGUAUACAAAAUAUGUUAGUGAAACGGUUUGAAAAAAAGGCUGAAAGGUAUCUACUGACAUCUCAGAAAUAUCAAAAAAAUGUUCAAACGAUUCACGCACAAGAAAAGACUUCGGCAAAUUCAAACUUAUCCAAGUUUAAUCAUAAAUCGGCACCCAAAAGAUUGUACAGUGAAAUGAACAAACGGAUAUUGUCCACAUCUGUUUCUGUUAGGUCUGAAACAAGGCAAUUUUUGGUACCUAUCAGACGACUGUCGACUUUUUACCAUUCUAACGAUGAAACAGGAACGAAGAGCUUCAAUGAAGCAAAAGGAGAUUCACCUUGUGAUGGAGAAAUCGGUAAGACUAGCACACCUAUCAAUGAUGCGGUUGAGGACACUCCGCAGCAUGGAGUGAGGCGCAUCUGCACGCCCGGUUCUACUGUUUCAGUCUAUCAAACACCCUGCAGUGACUUCAAAACUGAUGGACAAAACAACUUAAAACCUAGGGCAAACCGAGCAGUUGUUACUCCUCUGCGGAGCAUAAUGUCAAAAAUUUCUAGAUACGAAGGUGAUAGCGAAACAGGUCCGAGCCCGAUCAUAAACAACUCGAGAUGUAGACGAGUCACAUUUUCCUUCAGUAGUAGUCAGGCUUCUAGCAUUAACAGUAGCCCUUUGGAGGUUGUCGAGGAAGUGGAGACUCACGUGGAGAUCCAGGAACAGAAAUUGUCAACUCCAGUCUGUCUAGUCGAGAGCUACAAAGGUUCUGAUGUGUUAUCUGAAGAUUUUAAAGAAAUAAAAUCGUUAUUUGAGGAUUCUUCUUCGGUGAAGGAAGGUGGAUUUUUUAAUUGUGUGACAAGUAUAUUUUGUUCUGCCGUGCACACGAUACCUUCGAUUGGCUCUUGGGGUUUAUCUCAAAACAAAAACAGAAACAACUCAAAACGCUGCAGGAGCCCAGAGAUUAGAGAAGCCGGUGAAACAGAACUAUCAAGCCCAAUUCACAAACGCCCGUGCUACCCGUGUGACCUACGUCUGAAUCCCAUCAAAGCGAGGAAACCCAUAGGUAAUUCAUAAUCUAUUGCUCUAAAUUUGUUUUGUGUAACUUCAUUAUUCUCUUUGAAAUAUUUUUUGUGAAUUUGUAAAGAAAACUCACACCAUUCGUGGUUGAAUUCAGAAUUAUAACAUAAACUAGAGACUAGAAAUGUUGACUGACGAUCAAAAAUAGUUGUGAUAUAGAAGUAAUAAUACACAAUUAUUAUAGUCAUGUAAAUUCAAAGUCUGCUGUAACAUUUUUAGUUCUAUUGUGAAAUUAAUACUGAAUAAGUGUGGGAGACAUGUUUUAUACCAGAACUGACUUUGUUCUAUUGUAAAUACUAGAGUUGCUAUUACUUAAAGUUCCUGACAUUGAUUUAUGGAACCUGAGCAGUGUAAAUUUGGUAAGUUACUUAUGAGCAAGGGCUAUAUGUAAGGAUGAUGUUUUAACUUGAACAUAACUGAGUUGUAAAUAGUCUUUUUAAGCGCUGUUUAUUUAUAAAAUCUGAAAUUUUAUUUGAAGUUAGUGUUAAAAUGUAUAGCUUUAACUCUUAUUAAUUUAUUACGAUAUAUGUUAAUUUUCAAUUUUAUUCUAACAAAUGUUGUAUGAUGGAUACCCUUUGGGUCCCUUCAAAUAUAAUUACUGUUUUAUUUGAAAUUUAAAUAUUAAAUAAUUAUAACAAUGUUACUCAUGUAAAUGAUUUAUAAUAACAAUAAAUGAUCAUUUUAAAUUACGAAUAUGAUAUUUUUUCUAAGAAUUUGUCUUAUGAUAUUCUAUUUUUUUGUCUUAUACUCUUAAAAUUCUUUGGCCAAUCAAUUUGGCCUGUAAUACUGUAUUUUACAUGAACAAUACCUUUGUAAUAGUAAAGGGCAACUGUAAGAUGGUGAUGUUCAUAGUAACACUAAUAGGGCAAUUAUUAAAGAAUCUUUGUGAUUUAAGGCUAAAAAAUCUCUUAAAAAUGAAUGAAAAUAAAACUGAAAGCAUACUCUUUUCUCUGAGAAAUGUUGGAAUGCAUACUCUAUUUUAAAUCAAGUAAAAGGUCUUAGCUAUUGGUUAAUAUAAGUUUGCAUGGGGGUAAAAACAGAUAAUUUUCAAAGCCAAUGAGAGUUUGUUUUUUAUCACACAAAAUUAAAGAGCUUUUGUCAGAAAUUAUUAAAUUAAAAUUGCUUAUUUUAGUUUUUUAUUCCAUCUAGUUAUAGAAACAUUGUUAUACAAAAUAAUUAUGAUAUACAAGACAUGCCUAUGACUUGGUUCUGCCUAAAAUGAAAUUAACUAAACACAGUAAAUGUUAUAAAUACUUGUAAAUCAAACUUUUAACAAACUUCCUGAAGCAUGGAGAGUAAAUAUUUGUUUAAAAAUGUUUAAACAAUACAUUCCAAAUUGUUCUUAUCUUAAUGUUUUUUCUUUACCCUAACAUAAACAAUGUCUAUAUCUCUUGUUGCACUCUGUACUUUUGUACAUUAUUGUAAUGUGUAUUGUUUACGAUUGACUUUUCCUAUUCUGUAAAAUGACAAUAAAAUGAUUUUGAUUCUGAA
Messenger RNA from Homalodisca vitripennis (glassy-winged sharpshooter), 2919 nucleotides. RefSeq lists its product as uncharacterized. Lineage: Eukaryota; Metazoa; Arthropoda; Insecta; Hemiptera; Cicadellidae. The transcript is spliced from 2 exons. The record is from RefSeq and is a predicted model, not a curated record. The coding region runs from base 265 to 1425 and encodes 386 amino acids.